AUCAAUGUCAUUGCCGUGGAUUUAAGAAAAAAAAACAUACCGCCAAAUGCAAUCCGCGUUGCGUUCCGGAGAGGGACCGUGUCCUCGUGAUACUAAAAGGCCUUUCAGCCAGAAAUGGACAUGGGCACACAGCGGUUACGUGCGAGCAAUGGGAGGAGUCUCCGGCCUGGUUGUGUUUUAAUUGGCUGUUAGCUCGCCCUGAGUUGUACGGUUAUCAGUAAUUAUAUUCAGCAUGUUUUGCACAAGAAAUGUCAUCCAGAAAGGGCUAUCUUCUUCGCCCGUCAAAUUACACCACGAAGAUGUCAUGCUCCGAUAGCCCAUCUGGACAUUCAUUCCUGGUGGACUCGCUGAUCAAUGGUAGGGCCGAGAGUAGUGCUCACUACUACCAAAGCAGUGGGGUGUACUUGCCCCCCAGCUCCGAAUAUUCCUAUGGACUGUCUAAUUGUGGCUAUUUUCCCGGACUCAAACGAAACGAGAGCCAAAACAUGGUCCCUACGUCCAGCCCGUACGUGCAGGGCAUGGAGUCCUGGCUGGAGACCUCAAGAUCGUGUCGCGUCGAGCAGCCCGGCCACCAAAUUGGCCCCAGGUCCUUCUCCCCGGCCAUAAAAGAGGAGAACUCAUACUGUUUGUACGAGUCGGAGAAAGCUCAAAAGGACACGGUAACGGAGGACAUCUCGUACUCGAGGCUCACGCCGAACUCGUGCACGGCUGGUAACGACGGCAGUGUCCCCGUGCCCGGCUACUUCCGACUGUCUCAGGCGUACUCAGCUGCUAAAGGUUAUCCCAGCGACGACCGGCCCGAUUCGGUCCAGUUCGCUGUGGCCCGGCUGGACGCUGCGAACGCGGCCAUCCCCGCGGAGGCGCGCGUAGUAGAGAGCCGAGAGCAGCCCGUCUGCACGCCGUGCGCCCCGGUAAUAGAGAAGGAGAGCCGGAGGUCGCCGAGCGGCCCCGCUUCAUCCCCAGAACCUCCGGAGAGCGGCGCGGACAGCCCGGAGAAAGCGAAUAAAGAAGAAUCCAAAAGUGAGAACACGGCAAACUGGUUGACUGCAAAGAGUGGUCGGAAGAAGCGCUGUCCCUACACCAAACACCAGACCCUGGAGCUGGAGAAAGAGUUCCUCUUCAACAUGUACCUGACUCGGGAGCGUCGUCUGGAGAUCAGCCGCAGCGUUCACUUAACGGACAGACAAGUGAAAAUCUGGUUUCAGAACCGCCGCAUGAAGCUAAAGAAAAUGACUCGGGAAAACCGCAUUCGAGAGCUGUCGGCGAACUUCAGCUUUUCGUGAAGGCCUCUUGGAGAUCUUUGGCGCCCUCCAACCACUUGAAGGGGUACCAAAUGCAAACCGUGCAUAUUUCACUUGUGCAGGAUACUAUUGAUAAGUUAUUGUGUCGUUGGAGAUUUUUAUCCGUCAGUGAAUCAACUUUUAUUUCACCUUACAUUUUUUUCUUCGUGGUAACAGGUCAUUAUUUAUAAAAUGCCGAUUGGACUUUUGCCGUAGUCAACGUCAAGCGUAAAAAAUGUUGACAAUUGUAAAUAAGCAGACGGUGGUAUAUAUUAACUGUACAUAUUUGCAAUAUUUGCAUGAUGUAAUAUUAAUUACAUUUACAAUCAGCAAUUAAAAAUGCGAAAGUGUUAUGUCCCUGUUAAAAAACAUUCGCUCAGGCUUUUUGUUUUGCUUUGGUGGUCGCGGUGGUGGUAAAAAAAGAGGGAAUUCUUAUAAAAGAAAAGAAAAGAAUAGAAAACAAAAAAAACUAGAUUUGUAUUUGUAGCCAGUUUACAAUUAUAAGCACGAGACGGGUCCCUCUCAUUUUAUGCUUUUAUAGCGUUGUAAUAUAAGUUAGACAGACAGUGCAGCAGAUGGAGCGCUGGAAUGAACUGUGAAUGAAUCAUUAAUUUAAGGAUAAAACAGAAUAUAUGCAUUUAAACUGCGGACUGGAUCAUUUACAACUAUAAACUGCGUGGAUCAUUUACAACUAUAUGUGCAUAUAUAUAUAUAUAUAUAUAUAUACACGCAGUUUAAAGACCACAAAGCCCCCCUGUCUUUUUUUUCGAGAAAUAGACUUCUCGGUCCACACAGACAGUAUGGGUGCAAUAUGCUGAUUUUCAAAUGAUCUAAUUUGCUUCCAAAGACCUGUUGCAAAUUUUGCAAAUCUUUAAAAA
Colossoma macropomum (tambaqui) is the source of this 2158-nucleotide messenger RNA. RefSeq names its product homeobox A10b (gene hoxa10b). NCBI's taxonomy places the organism in Eukaryota, Metazoa, Chordata, Actinopteri, Characiformes, Serrasalmidae. Gene Ontology annotation, biological process: regulation of transcription by RNA polymerase II. Bases 249 to 1283 code for a protein of 344 amino acids. The record is from RefSeq and is a predicted model, not a curated record. Gene Ontology annotation, molecular function: DNA-binding transcription factor activity, RNA polymerase II-specific; RNA polymerase II cis-regulatory region sequence-specific DNA binding. The transcript is spliced from 3 exons. Gene Ontology annotation, cellular component: nucleus.